Leucoraja erinaceus (little skate) is the source of this 5945-nucleotide messenger RNA. It is a transcript of the gene sox12, whose product is annotated as SRY-box transcription factor 12. Lineage: Eukaryota; Metazoa; Chordata; Chondrichthyes; Rajiformes; Rajidae. Gene Ontology annotation, molecular function: RNA polymerase II cis-regulatory region sequence-specific DNA binding; DNA-binding transcription factor activity, RNA polymerase II-specific. The record is from RefSeq and is a predicted model, not a curated record. Gene Ontology annotation, biological process: regulation of DNA-templated transcription; cell differentiation; anatomical structure morphogenesis.
AGAGAAAGAAACUACAGCGAACGGGAGCGAGUGGGGUUUACACACUGGAGGGUGCUUGUUCCUGCUCUUGGGACAGGGGUGUAAGGGAGGGAGGUGUAGGGUAGGACAGUCCUAGAUUUUGAUCAUCCCUCCUCCUCCCCCCCUCCCAGCCCCUAACCCUCCCCUUGUCCACACCUCCCAGUCUUUUCAAACUUCGAGGCAUGGUGGCCGGAGAGAGCGCCGAGUCCAGCGAUGCGGAGACGGGGAUGGCCGAGUGUCCAAGUUCGUUGGGUCUAGGGUCGGAACCGGCUUGGUGUAAAACGCCCAGCGGUCACAUCAAGCGGCCGAUGAACGCCUUCAUGGUGUGGUCCCAGAUCGAGAGGAGGAAGAUCAUGGAGCAAUCGCCGGACAUGCACAACGCGGAGAUCUCCAAACGCCUGGGCAAACGGUGGAAGGCUCUGGAGGAGAUGGAGAAGGUCCCAUUCAUCCGAGAAGCGGAGAGGCUGAGGCUGAAACACAUGGCCGAUUACCCGGACUACAAAUACCGACCUAGGAAGAAGGGCAAGGGAGGAGCCAUCGGCAAGAUGCUCAGCAAGAAAGUGGCUUCGGCGAGGAGCGGAUUGGGGGGCAAAAAGCAGAGAUCCAGGGUGGUCAAGACAGGUUGGAGGUCGAAGAGGAGCGGCGCCGGCCGCCCGCCCGGACAGGAGACGGUGGAGGUGGACCCUGUCGAGGGGUUGAUGGAGAUCAGAAUCGCCCAUCAGGGACAUGCUAAGAAACUUCGGCCGGUCUGGGAGGGGGUCUUCAGCGAAGAUGACAGCUACUGCUUGGAGAGUGAGAUCGCCGGCGCCGACCGCGAGGGUCCCACCGAGACACUGAGCGCAGGAGACCGAGGCGACCACCUCAGGGAGACCAGGUCUCCAUCGCCCACCUCCAGCAGGUCGGGGUCUUCCUCUCUCGCGUCGACGUCCUCCUCGGACGAAGAGCUGGAAGACGAGAUCCUGAACAUCAUCACCAGCGCGAACUUUGAGAGCCUGCCCUUGGACACCUUGGACUCUCUGUCCCUGGACAAGGAUGUGGACGGGACGCUGACAAACUCGGCUCACUUCGACUUCCCAGAUUACUGCACCCCAGAAGUUAACGAGAUGAUUUCAGGAGACUGGUUAGCUUCUAGCGUCUCCGAUCUGGUAUUUACCUAUUAAAUAAUCCGACAGAGGUUUUUUUUACGAACCACCUUUUUUAUUUUGCUAUUUUUUAAAAAUAUAAUUCAUCUUAAAACACACGCGAAGCAAAAAAAAGAUUUAAACCAGCAAUUUCGAAGUCAACGUGUUUUUUUCUUCUUCUUCUACGUUUCUUUUAUAUUGCAUUAAGGUGCCUGUUCUAGAUAUAUUUUACAUGUUAAAAUAUCCCUUUUUUUAAAUAGCCACACCACUUGUCCCAGAGUAAGUUAUUAUUUUUUUUAAAUUGUGUGAUAUUUUCGUUCCUACACACAAUAAUGCCCGGAUAUCAGGACAUCGAUUUAUAUGCACACAUCUGUCGUUUCAGGAUGGGCAGCGAUUUUUCUUACGCGUGGAAUGAAAUAUGUAACCCUUUUGUAGAUUUCAUGUUCAAUGUUCCUUGCAAGGGCGAACUAACAGCUUUCUGGAGAAUCAUGUACCGACCCUUGGAAUCACAGCAGGUUGAAGCACUGUUUUAACCCCCCACCCCAAAGUGGGUUUAAUAAUUAAAAAAUAAAUUUAAAUUAAAAGAAAAUCUGGAAUACUCAGGAUAUUUUGCGCGCUAAGGGGGUUGGCCCGGAGCUGUCGGCUUAACAAGUUCAAACCGGUGCAUGGAGAGUUGUUGCCUAAAGUAGACUGGGCAUCUUUUCUGAACCUAACAGUCUCCCGGGAAUCUGGGUUUGAGAUAACAUGCAUGUCGUGUUUGCGGCCAGCGCACAGCUGCCUUGAUAGUAUUUAGGCGUGGAGAGAUUUUCAAUUUGCCAGCUGGUUGGAUUGGAAGUCUUGUCUUGGACGGGAGAGAAUCCGCUGGGUCCUAGAGAGCGUUUGGCAAUUUUUUCUCUCGAUACACAAAACCUGGUGGUUCAAAACGAUAAGAUAGGCAAAGGGAGGAGGGUGUGGGAGUCUUUUUAACACACAUCUUUUCAUCAUGGCAGUUAGUUCUUUCUUUUUAUAAUGAAACCUAGCUUUUAGUAUGUCUUUGUACUAUUGAUACGUCGUGUUAGAGCAAGCCAGUCACAUUUAGACUAACAAUCAACUCACCUUUAUAACACUUUCACUGGGCUGCCUCUGCUAUAAGUUCAUGUCAUAAGUUCUAGGUGUGGAAUUAGGCCAUUUGCCCCAUCAAGUCUAUUCAAUCAUGGCUGAUCUAUCCUUCCCUCACAAACCUAUUCAUAGCUAAUCUAUCAUUCCCUAUCAACCCCAUUCCCCUGCUUUCUCACCAUAACCCCUGACAUCCAUACUAUUUAAGAAUCUGUCAACCUCUGCCUUAAAAAUAUGCAAUGACUUGGCCUCUACAGCCUUCCAUGGCAAUGAAUUCCACACAUUCACCACCCAGAAAUUCCUCCUCAUCUCCUUUCUAAGGGUACGUCCUUUUUAUUCUGAGGCUAUGGCCUCUGGUCCUAGACUCUCCCUCUAGUGGAAACAUCCUCUUCAUAUUCAAAGGAGCAGAAUUAGGCCAUUUGGCCCAUCGAGUCUACUCCAUCUUAUAUAGAAACCUUGGAUGAGGGACUUGGGGAGGAGGUUUCAAAAGGGGAUUAUGGUGAAUUUUGUGGGCUGGGGUGUGUGUGGACAAAGAAUGGAGGAACUGGAUUCAAGGGCAGUUCAGUGGUUGAGCCGCCACCUCACAGCGCCAGAGACCCGGGUACAAUCCUGACCUCAGGUGCUGUCUGGGUGGAGUUUGCACAUUUUCCCUGUGACCAUGUGUGUUUCCCCUGGUGCUCUAGUUUCCUCCCACAUCCCAAAGGGCUGUAAGUUAAUUGGCCCCUCUGUAUAUUGUCCACAGUGUGUAGGGAUUUGGUGAAAAAGUGGGAUAACAUGGAGCUAGUGGGAACAGGUGAUCGAUUGUCGGCAUGGACUCGCUGGGCCGAAUUGCCUGUUUCCAUGCUGUAUCUCCAAGCUAAAUCAGAGAGACACUUCAAGGCGUUGACAUACCUUUUGCACACUGUGUUGUGGCUUUGUGAAUAGUGAAAGGCUUGGGCUGAGCGGAUCUGGAGAGGACGUUUCCACUAGUGGGGCAGUCUAGGACCAGAAGGAACAGCUUCAGAAUAAAAGGACAUACAUUUAGAAAGGAAAUGAGGAGGAAUUUCUUUAGUCAGAGGGUAGUGAAUCUCUGGAAUUAAUUGCCGCAGAUGGCUGUGGAGGCCGUCAAUAAAUAUUUCUAAGGCGGAGAUUGACAGAUUCUUGAUAUGCAGUGGUGUCAGGGGUUAUGGGGAGAAGGCAGGAGAAUGGGGUUGAGAGGGAAAGAUAGAUCAGCCAUGAUUGAAUGGCGGAGUAGACUUAAUGGGCCGAAUGGCCAAAUUCUGUUCCUAUAACAUGAGCUUAUGAAUGGGAUACAGUUAAGGUUGUUGGUUGAUGGGAGCAGGGAGAGUAGAGAGGAACUAAUUCACUAAGACUAGAAGAACUCGAUGCCUGACAGGGUGACGAUGGACAGAGAACCCUGCCCACAUGUACAAGGUAUCAGGGAGUGCAUGUAAAGAGCUGUGACCAAUAUCAAUCUCUUUCAUGGGAUGAUGUUGGAUACCCUCCAAUAGGCCAACAGGGAUCUGAUGGGCUGUAUUGCCAUCUUCAGUAUCGUAAAUUUCUGAAAUCAAUUUCUGGUCUUGAAUACUUGACUGGACAGGUCAGAUUUGUGGUGGCUACCAGGUCAAGUUCAAUGUGUAUUGGUUUAGAAUUUAGGUUUGAUUUGAUGGGGGAAGGAGAGUGGAAGUGGUCUAAAUUGUCUCUAAUCAGAGUGUAGGAGGCUGUUCAUACUCACAAAAAAGAGUACAAACUCCACAGAUAGCACCCGUAGUCAGGGUCAAACCCCUGUCUCUGGCCCUGUAAGGCAACAAUUCCACCACUGUACCACCGUGCCGCACAUAUUUCCUAAUUUUCUAACUUUUACAUUUUUAUAAAAAAGUACAAAGUCGUGAUUGUUACAUGACCUCCUGGUGUUUAUCAUUCGAAUUGUUUAAAGUGUUUGAAGACAAAGGACAGAAGGUGAUAUUUAUUGGGGGAACAGUGUGUGUAGAUUCUAAUAUCUUGGUGUUGCCAUUUGACUGUGUUAUGCCAUGAGUGAUUUGCUACUGUGCAUGCUUAGAGGGGAGGCAAUGGUGGAGGUGCAAUAAACGGCCCCCAAAUUAUCGAGCAGUAACUCUGAACCUGAAGGAUAUAGAAGCAAAGAACUGCAGAUGCUGGUUGAUACCAAAGAUAGGCACAGAGUACUGGAGUAACUCAGUGGGUCAGUCUCUGGAGAAAAGGGAUGGAUGGCGUUUUGGGUCAAGACCCUUCUGCAGAUUGAAGUUGGUGGAUUAAUUGGGCUGCUGUGUGUUGCCCCCAGUGUGUGGGUGUAUGGGGAAUUGCUGGGACUGUGGGAGAAUACAAUAGCAUAGUCUGAGGAAGGGUCCUGACCCAAGAACGAAGGGGGGGACCCGGUGGAGGGGGGUUGGGAGAUGGGGGCUGCUGCCAUUUGUGGAGGCAGGCAGAAGAUAGGACUGUUCGGUGAACUUUCGUAACUUUGUCAACGCCAAAACGUGGCGACUCUUGUAUACUGCCUAGGUGAGGUCUGCUACAUGAUGUUACCGGGUUAAAUACAAUACAAAGCAUUUCACCGAACCUGGGUAGAUGUGAAAUUAGAGCAUCAUUGAAUCAUUGACACAUCGCCCAUCCUUUUUCUCCAGCGGUGCUGCCUGACCCGAUGAGUUACUCCAGCACUUUAUGUCUAUCUCAAAUCUGAAUCUGAUAAUGCGAAGCAUUUAACCCUUUGAGAACCUCAUUGCUUUGAAUGUCCCUCAGGUUAAAAACAAACACACUGUGAAUGUGGAAUAUUUUGUGAUAUCUGUAAUAUCUUUCUAACUGAGCUCCAAAUGCACGCGUCAUUUUAAAUUAUGCUCUCUUGAUAUCCAAGAUUGUGUGGAAUUUGUAUUAAAACCAUCAACAUUGUUCACGGUCCUUUUUUUGAGGUGUCGGAGAACAUGGAGAUUUAGCACUGGGGGACAAAACUCCACGUUUCUGAUAUCCUUCAUAUAUUCAUUUGCACAAUGAGAACUUCAUUGUUAACUGCUUUUACUUUCCAUCCCUAAUUACGCCUGAACUAACAUUCUAAUGUCUGAAGAAGGGUCUCUCAUCCCGAAACACGCCUAUUCCUUCCCUCCAUAGAUGCUGCCUCACCCUCUGAGUUCCUCCAGCAUUUUUGUCUACCCCAAACUAACAAUGUAUUUAUGAGCCAUCUAUAUAGUGUCUCUGGACUCACCAGUUGACCAGGCCAGCCAACGACAGCAGAUUCCCAGUCCUCAAAAUGUAAAACUGCAGAUGCUGAAAAUCUGAAAUAAAAACUGCAAAUGCUGGGGACCUUCAGAGAUUUUCUGCUGUUAGGUUAGGCAGCAUUUGUGAUGAUAGAAGCAAUUAACGUUUCAUGUUCGAACAUCGAUCAGAUGGGUUUGAUGGUAAAUUAUUGACUUUUGGAACGUAUCACUGUUAGGGUGGCGCAGUGGUGGAGUUGUUUUACAAUGCCAGAGACCCAGGUUUGAUCCUGACUGCGGGGGCUGUCUGUAUGGAGCUUGCCUGUUCUCUCCAUGUUCGCAUGGGUAUUCCCCGGGUGCUCCUGUUUUUCCUCUCACACUCCAAAGACGUGCAACUUUGUAAGUUGUACAGUUGUUAGUUUGGUUAAAAUUGUAAAUUGUCCCUAGUGUGAAGGAUAUUACAAGUGUAGUGGGUAAUCGCUGGUCAAUGCGGACUCGGUGGGCCGAAGGACCAGUAUCCGCUCUGUAUCUC